UUUACUUUUGAUUUAAUUAAAUGAGUGAUUUUCCUUAAAAACCCUAUUAAGAAACUGGGAUAAUCAUGGUCGGUUCUUACCAACUUUCCGUUUAAUUUUGCGCCAAACAAAAAUGUUUCCUUCGCUUGCGUUAGCGACGGCACCAAUGCCCUUGACGAUUAUCUCUGCCACAAGACGGUCCCAAGUCACGCAACUUAACGCAAAGAAAACCAAACCGGAGAAGAAGCGGGCAACGACGACGACGUCGACGAGCGGUUUCUCCGGAGGAACAGCGAAGGAGCUGACGUGGCAAUGCAUAGAAGGCUGUGGAGCUUGCUGUAAGCUCGCAAAGGACUUCGCUUUCGCCACACCUGACGACGACCCCGAUGACGUUGAGCUGUAUCGAAGCAUGAUUGGUGAUGAUGGGUGGUGUAUAAACUACGACAAAGCUACAUGCAAGUGCUCCAUUUAUGCUGAGGUUUUCAAGACUCUCUACGGGAUCGAAGAAAAGAAAUUCAGCAAGGAAACUUGCAGCUGCUGCAUUGAUACCAUUAAGACGAUACAUGGCUCAGAUUCCAAAGAACUAGAUAAUUUCUUAUCAGAAAACAUAAUUUUUGAAAGCCUCUUGUUUACUAGAAACCUCGAUGAUGGUUCUUAUUUCAAUGGCUCCUCCUUCCCAGUUCCUGCUCCUUCAUACAGAAAAACCUCUCAGAAGAUUGAUUAUGGAUUCAAGCCUGGAGGUAACAGUAUUUCUGCUACACUCCAUAAAUUUUGUUUUCCAAGAACCUCUAAAUAAGAAACUCCCAUUGGAGCACAAAAAUGUUGGUGUCUCUUAACUUGAUCUCUUAAGUAAUAUUUAAUACUUAAAAAUCAUUAAGAAACCCAAAAUGGGUUUUUUGGUUAAUGAUGCUCUUAGCAUUCAUCUCGGAUCAUCCUGUCUUGUUUAAAGAAAAAGUGAUGGGUUUUGUUGUUCACGUGGUUCCUUUUAAAUAUUAGUAUAACGUUUUUCUUGUAGUCUGAGGAGUUAUAUAUUAAUUUGGAUGCGAUUAUUUAUAUAAUUAUUAAACACAUAUAACUUUUGUUUUGUUUUUGUGUGAUGGGAAUAUGGUGAAAAUUGAGAUCGAAGCAAAGAUAAGUACUUAACAUUAUAGAUUCCAUUGUGUGUAAGCCUCUUCUUUACUCAACAAUUUAUUAAAGUUCCAACAACUCAAAUUCAAAUCUUUGCCUUUUAUAUUCUUUGGUAACGUGAUGUAUGUAUAUAUUCGGCUUUUUAAUAAAACCAUAAUUACCAAGCAUAUAUUAGCAAUGUAGUGUAUGGCAAUGCAAAUUCGAUUUUAAAAUACAUGAUGUUAAUAUCUUAAUGUUUUUACAUGAACAAACGAACAAGCUCACAUUUGAAUAUCCAUGAUAUUAUGGAUGUUUUGAGUAUUUACAAGUAUACUAGUUGUUCCGACACACAGAUGCUACACGUGACAAGAAUAAUAUUUACAUUAUUAAAAAAAGACUAGCAGCCUAGCACACACUGGUGUAAACAAAAAAAAUACAGUUGAAAUUAAAGUUUCUUUUAAAACACGUUAAUAAAUCAAAU
This is a messenger RNA of Brassica oleracea var. oleracea, 1567 nucleotides long. RefSeq lists its product as uncharacterized. The coding region runs from base 113 to 775 and encodes 220 amino acids. The transcript is spliced from 4 exons. The record is from RefSeq and is a predicted model, not a curated record. NCBI's taxonomy places the organism in Eukaryota, Viridiplantae, Streptophyta, Magnoliopsida, Brassicales, Brassicaceae.